Doryrhamphus excisus (bluestripe pipefish) is the source of this 2672-nucleotide messenger RNA. It is a transcript of the gene mta2, whose product is annotated as metastasis associated 1 family, member 2. The record is from RefSeq and is a predicted model, not a curated record. Gene Ontology annotation, biological process: negative regulation of transcription by RNA polymerase II. Gene Ontology annotation, cellular component: nucleoplasm; NuRD complex. NCBI's taxonomy places the organism in Eukaryota, Metazoa, Chordata, Actinopteri, Syngnathiformes, Syngnathidae. Gene Ontology annotation, molecular function: transcription coactivator activity; chromatin binding; sequence-specific DNA binding.
CCACUUCCGAAGAUGACGAGCGGGCGCCGAAGCCCAGCUAGCAUUGAGAGUGUGCUCUGCGAGCGGAGGUGAAGAAGAGGAGGAUGAAGCAGGGAGCGGAGGAUGGGAGGAAGAGUGGAGUAAAGAGACAGGCGGUUUGUGCGUGAAUGACCGAGUGAGGACGAGGACAAGAAGGUCGUCAGAGGGAGACAAUCCAAUGCUUCGGGGACACCCUAAGGAGUAUUGCUGACGGAAACUUUGAACUUUUUUUUUACCCGCCACUGCUGUGCCGGGAGCCGGCUUUGUUUCACCGCUGGGGCGUCUCUAAAUGAAGGAAUAAAAUAGAUCCCUGUCGACCUUUGCUGUCCAAGUGGGGGAUUACCCUGGAGCCCAUUUUAAUCCAGGAUACUAAAGAAUGGCGGCCAACAUGUAUCGAGUGGGAGAUUACGUUUACUUUGAGAACUCCUCCAGCAACCCGUACCUCAUCCGCAGAAUAGAAGAGCUCAACAAGACGGCUAAUGGGAACGUGGAGGCCAAGGUGGUGUGUCUCUUCAGGCGACGAGACAUCUCAGGCAACCUCAACACGCUGGCUGACAGCAACGCACGAGAGUUUGAGGAGGAGUCCAAGCAGCCAACACUGUCUGAACAACAGAAGCACCAACUCAAACACAGAGAGCUCUUCCUCUCUCGACAGUUUGAAUCCCUACCCGCCACUCACAUAAGGGGCAAAUGUAAUGUCACCCUCCUCAAUGAAACAGACGUUCUGUCAGGCUACUUAGAGAAAGAGGACUGUUUCUUCUAUUCACUGGUGUUCGACCCAGUCCAAAAGACCCUGCUGGCGGACCAGGGAGAGAUCCGGGUGGGCUCCAAGUACCAAGCAGAGGUCCCCGACAAACUCGCAGAGGGUGAACCAGACAACCGGGUCCAGGAGAAGCUGGAGACAAAGGUGUGGGACCCCGACAACCAACUCAAAGACCCUCAAAUUGACCAGUUCCUUGUGGUGGCAAGAGCUGUUGGGACAUUUGCUCGAGCACUGGACUGCAGCAGCUCCAUCCGCCAGCCCAGCCUUCACAUGAGUGCAGCUGCCGCCUCCAGAGACAUCACACUGUUCCAUGCCAUGGACACGUUGCAGAAAAACAAUUAUGACCUGGCCAAAGCUAUGUCUACCCUGGUGCCCCAGGGCGGCCCUGUGCUGUGUCGUGAUGAGAUGGAGGAGUGGAGUGCCUCUGAGGCCAUGUUGUUUGAGGAAGCUCUGGAGAAAUAUGGCAAAGACUUCAACGACAUCCGUCAGGACUUUCUGCCUUGGAAGUCCUUAGCUAGCGUAGUGCAGUUCUACUACAUGUGGAAGACUACAGACCGCUACAUCCAGCAGAAACGACUAAAGGCAGCGGAGGCAGAUAGUAAGCUGAAGCAGGUUUACAUCCCCACCUACACCAAACCCAACCCCAAUCAGAUCAUGGUGCCAGGCAGCAAGCCUGGGAUGAACGGUGCUGCAGGCUUCCAGAAAGGUCUCAACUGCGAGAGCUGUCACACGGCACAGUCACCUCAGUGGUACGCUUGGGGCCCCCCCAACAUGCAGUGCAGGCUCUGCGCUUCCUGUUGGAUCUACUGGAAGAAGUAUGGAGGCUUGAAGACUCCCACGCAGCUAGAGGGCGCUACAAGAACUGGCUCUUCGGGGCCCCGUGGACACAUGACCCGCCAGGAGGUCCAGGGCUUAUCGCCGUUCACUCGAAAUGAGGGGCGAGCCAAGCUGCUGGCCAAGAACCGCCAGACUUUCAUCCUGCAGACCACCAAGCUCACCCGUGUAGCUCGUCGGGUCUGCGAGGAUAUCCUGCAGCCUCGCCGAGCCGCACGACGGCCAUACGCAUCCAUUAACGCCAACGCCGUCAAAGCUGAGUGUAUGAUCCGCUUGCCCAAGGCGACAAAAACUCCUGCGAAGAACAAAGUGGUGCCUCGACAGUCGCUGGCCAACAUUGUGAAGGAUUUAGCCAUCUCUGCUCCUCUCAAGCUGAAGGCAUCUAGAGGACCCCCAACACCCAUCAACAGGAACCAGGCCAGCCAGCCACGAGUGGGCCAAGGCCUGUUGGGAAAGAGAGGCUUUGACAGUGCCACAGGAAUGCCCUACUCAGCCAAUGGGAGGUCUUACACAUCCGGCAUGAGGACCACCUCCCAGUCUGUCAUUAAACGUCAGAAGGUCAGCCAGGGAGAAGCCCCCAACCCUGUUGUGUUUGUGGCCACCAAGGACACCAGGGCUUUGAGGAAACAUCUGACUCAAUCAGAGAUGCGACGAGCAGCGAGGAAGCCUCAUCUUCCCGUCCGGAUCAAGCUGCCUCCGCCCCCUCGCCCCCCGGCCAUACCCCUGCUCCCCUCUAGCACCAGCGAGCCCAUCGUCCUGGAGGACUGAAGGAAGGGGCUUUCUUUUUUAGCGGGGCAGGGACAAGGGUCUCUGUCAUUACCUGCCGUCUUUUACUUCCCAUUUCUCUUUAGCCCCCCCCAACCCGCUCCAAGUGAUUCUUUCCAAGACAUACACAUUUAACACACACACACCUCAGGCUUUGUAGGAUUUUAUUCUAGAUCCUGAAUUGCUUUUUAAUGCCCUUUGCUUUUUAUAUGUGUAAUUUAAAUGGAGCUAUUUUUUUUCCUUCCUCUCCAUCUUGAAAUGUUGAUGAUAAAGCACACUUUGUCCACAUCGA